This is a messenger RNA of Panicum virgatum (switchgrass), 1416 nucleotides long. RefSeq names its product ethylene-responsive transcription factor 7-like. The coding region runs from base 328 to 906 and encodes 192 amino acids. NCBI's taxonomy places the organism in Eukaryota, Viridiplantae, Streptophyta, Magnoliopsida, Poales, Poaceae. The transcript is spliced from 2 exons. Gene Ontology annotation, molecular function: DNA binding; DNA-binding transcription factor activity. The record is from RefSeq and is a predicted model, not a curated record. Gene Ontology annotation, biological process: regulation of DNA-templated transcription.
UGAACUCGGCGACGGAGGAAGAGAUCAAAUCGGAAAAAGAACGGGUAGUAUAAUGGCGAGGCCAAGAGGAAGCGGCGGGGAAGGUGGGAAGCGGCUGCCCAAAGCGAGCCGGGCCGCGUCUCCUCCCCCCACCACCACGCCUUCUUCUACCCCCCACCCCCGCCUCUCCCCGGCCAGACCAGACCGCACCGCGUCCACCUCCUCCCGCGCUUCUCCGCCGCGCUGCCGAGUCGAGUCCCGCGCGUUUCCGCCGAGGACGAGCAGCCGCGCGGCGCGUCGAGGGGUUUGUCUUUCUUUGAUCGGGUAGCUGAGGCUGAGCGGGCAAGGAUGAUGCGCGACACGGCGGCGGUGGCCGUGGCGGCGCCGCGGUACAGGGGCGUGCGGAAGCGGCCGUGGGGCCGGUUCGCGGCGGAGAUCCGCGACCCGGCGAAGCGCGCGCGCGUCUGGCUCGGCACCUUCGACUCCGCCGAGGCCGCGGCGCGCGCCUACGACGUCGCCGCGCGGACCCUGCGCGGCCCGCUCGCCAGGACCAACUUCCCCUGCGCCGCAUCCCGCCUCCCGCUGCCCUCCCAACACCAAGGCUGCGGCGGCGGCGGCCUCGUCGCGCCGGCACCCGCCGCGCCGACGUGCAGCUCCGGCUCCACCGUCGAGUCCUCCAGCGGGCCCCGCGGGGCGCCCAGGGCUGCUGUUGCUGCGGUGGCGCCUCGAAUUCGGAGGCGGUCGGUGAAGCCGCGUCCGGCAGCGCCCGACGCCGACUGCCAUAGCGACUGCGCCUCGUCGGCCUCCGUCGUGGACGACGGCGACGACGCCUCCACGGUCCGGUCCCGCGCGCCGUUCGACCUAAACGUCCCGGCGCCGGUGGACGAUGACCACGCCCUCGAACUCUGCACGGAGCUGCGGCUCUGAGCGAUAGGAUCCACGAACAAAUAACAGCGAAAACAGAGAAGGCGAUUUUGCUCCGGUCUUCUUUUCCUGACUAAAUUCUGAUAUGAUUGACUCGUGCUCGAGAGAGCUACUGUUCUGUACGCGAUAUGAAUGGCGAUAGAUGGAUGAUUUCUGCAAAGGCGGCUCUGUAGUGUUCAGGAUCAGAUCUGGUUGCCACAAUGGCCUACACAACGAUUCAGCAAGGUGAUGGUGAGCCACGCUCCCAAGAUGCAACCUCCGCUUCUUCGUAUGGUUAGAGCAACUCGAGCAGAGCAGCUACCAUCUAUCUCCAUGUUUGCUAGAUGGGUAUAAAAAAUUAAUGAGUAAAUUGCAUCCAUCAUACAACAAUUUAUCGGGUAGGUGCAAAUUAGUCUAACAACCUAUAAAAUGUUUAAUUUAGUACAAUAACUUGACAGGUGAAUGCAGAUCGGUCCAACAACGUGUAAAAUGCCCAAUUUAAUGUAAUAAUUUGGCAACUAAGUGCAUUCACAA